AUGUCAACUAUAGUAUUAUAUCCAAGAAGCUUACCAGAAUUAAUUACCACUACUACCCAAACUACACAAUCUUCCAAGGAUAGUUCUACGAAAACUACAGCAACCACGUCAGCGUCUAAUUCUGUGACCACUUCUGCCUCCCAAAAUGCUAGUUUAUAUUCCUCACAAUCGUCAUCGUCCAUAACACCAACGAUAACACCUCCUUCUGCUAGCCGAAAUCCACACGUUAUGCAACUGUCGCAUAUGUCACAAGGUACUCUCUAUAUCGCCGUUGGUACGGUCAUUGGUUUUAUAAUGUUGGCUUCAAUUAUUGGAUGGUUAUUUACAGGAUGGCUAUCCCGUAGACAUAAAUUGCUUUAUGCAGAACAGAAUUACUACGAUUAUAUUAACGGCAAUGGAAACAAUUCACCGAAUUUGAGCUAUUCUUCAAGUAAUGAAGAUUUCGACAAUGAAAAACUUUUGAAUGAGAAAAUGGAGGCACAUAGUGGUAACAAUGCAGACUCCACGAUAGAAAAUUGUAAGGAAAUGAGGAAUACUGAUGUAAUAAAAAGUACUGAUACUUUGCAUCUCAAAAAUAGUAGAAACUCGAUGUUUAUUUCGCCAACAGUUUAUAUAAUGAGUGAACAUAGUAGGAAACUAUCAAAGGGAACAUGCAGUGAUAGACAAAGUAAAGCACUAUCGACCUGUUCCAUACAAAGCUUCCAAGAUAUUAUGCAACUACAAAGACCAGAACAACCAAUGCUGAUUGAAAAACCAAAAAGGGCGUCCAGGCUAAGAUUUAGUGUAAGCUCAGAUGACGGAUAUGUGGACUCUACAAAAAUCAAUUCUUCAUUAAUGCCAUCAGCAUCCAAUCUGAAUGUUCAAAGAGAUAUUACUAAGAAAGCCAAAAGAAAAUCAACGCCAUCCAUGUAUUUAGAUGAUCUUCUUGAAAGCAGCCUGUGA
This is a messenger RNA of Kazachstania africana CBS 2517, 942 nucleotides long. It is a transcript of the gene PRM5, whose product is annotated as pheromone-regulated protein PRM5. The coding region runs from base 1 to 942 and encodes 313 amino acids. The record is from RefSeq and is a predicted model, not a curated record. The transcript has a single exon. Gene Ontology annotation, cellular component: fungal-type vacuole; cellular bud neck. Lineage: Eukaryota; Fungi; Ascomycota; Saccharomycetes; Saccharomycetales; Saccharomycetaceae.